Poecilia reticulata (guppy) is the source of this 2604-nucleotide messenger RNA. It is a transcript of the gene mettl23, whose product is annotated as methyltransferase 23, arginine. The record is from RefSeq and is a predicted model, not a curated record. Lineage: Eukaryota; Metazoa; Chordata; Actinopteri; Cyprinodontiformes; Poeciliidae. Gene Ontology annotation, cellular component: nucleus; cytoplasm.
UUCCCGCCCAUUAAUGUUAUUGGCUGCUACCUUCAAGACCUACCCGGUGGUCGGAAUGUUUAUUUCAUAUUAAACGCCAUCGUUCUUGAUGUUCAAGCUAAAGAAAGAAAAGCUUGAUCUUUUUGGACGUUUAAUGAUCAAAUGUUUAGAUCAGUUAUUGAGCACAUCAGUUUGCAGAUCCCUCUGUUCUUCAUGCUCCAGCUAGAACACAGUGAAUGACAUUUCCAGGAAACGUUGCGACUUUCGAGGAACAUGAACGCACCAAAAAUACUGGGCGGAAUUUACAACGAGACAAACAGAUACUCUGCUCGAUUUACUAGCCAGUGUAGAGAGCGGCAUGCUACGAAGGAGAAGUUCCCAUUUUAUUUCAGCUUUCUUCUAAACUUGCUUUACUAUCGAUGCGUUACGGCUACUGUUUUUAUUGUUAACUUAUUGAUUUAUGCUAAGUGAUGUUGCGAUGUCUAAGCCAAGAUUCUAUACUAAAUUAGCAGCCAAAGUGACAGGUUUUGAUUGAUAAAGAGUUUCUUUUUUGCGCAUUACCAAGAAUUGAUAAUAUAAUAAUAAUAAUAAUUUGUUUAAAUGUAUAAUAAUUCAUACUUUUGCUUCGCAUAUUUAUGCUAAUCAUGAUUACCAGUGAUACUUAUAAAGAAAACUCUUCAUCAUCGAUGUUUAGCACCUCUAGCUGACUCACACACCGGCUAAUUGCUACGGAACGGACCCCUGAUCUAACCGCGGAAGGAGCUACCAGCGUGGCUGUCUCAGCGGUUCUCCCAUCAAAAUAGCGGAGUUUAGAGCCAGUCCGUGAUUCGGUCAGUGGCUCUGUACUGGUUUAGCUUCAGGGUUAGUUGGUGGACAUUAUGGAGGAGAGCGGAGAGCAGGCGGGGAGCGCAGCCUGCAGGGUUUUCACCUUUAAAGACGCGAAAAGCCCAGAGGAGAGUCUGAGUGUCUGCAUCCCAGAGGUUCUGGACCCUCAGUAUGGCAUGUACGUGUGGCCCUGCGCCGUGGUUCUGGCCCAGUACCUGUGGUUCCACCGAGACCAGCUGAGAGGCCGGGCGGUGCUGGAGCUCGGCGCCGGUGUGGGUCUCCCCGGCGUGCUGGCGGCCCGCUGCGGUGCCCGCGUGUCGCUGUCGGACGGAUCGGACCGGCCGCGCUGCCUGGAGAACGGCCGGCGGAGCUGCGCCGCCAACGGGCUGCGGGACGUCGGCGUGCUGGGCCUCAGCUGGGGGGACGUGACCCCGGAGCUGCUGCUGCUGCCCCCGCAGGACGUCGUCCUCGGCUCGGACGUCUUCUACGACCCACAGGAUUUUGAAGAUGUUCUGGUGACGUUUGUCUGCCUGCUGAGGAAAAACCCGGAGGCUCAGUUCUGGACGACGUACCAAGUGAGGAGCUCUGACUGGUCCCUGGAGGCCCUGCUCCACCGCUGGAGGCUGCGCUGCGUCUCGGUGCCGCUGGCGGACUUUGGUGCGGAUGGGUGUGAGCUGGCCGGGUCCGCCCUGCCGGGCAGCCACACCGUCCACAUGAUGAUCAUCAGCAGGAGGUCAGAGGUCGACCCUCCGGCCCAGGGGUCGCCGUCUGCUCCCAGACACGCAGCCUGUUGCUCAGCUGCUCAGGGAAAAACUGAUUGAAAUGAACACAUGAAAGCAGAUUCAGGGAAUCUGGGAGUAUUUCUGGGUUUGACUGCAGAUUUCAAGUUUUCUCAGCUCUGUGCUUCCGUGGCCAGCAGAGGGCAGUGUUCCUCUGAGAACAUGACAGGACGUCCUGUUUCUGGGAGAGACGGUCCGCCGGCGGCGUCCGGUCCGUCUGUCUCUGUCUCUGCUGUAAAUAAACGAAUGUCUUGCAGGUCCGUCGUGUGUUUUCUCCUCUGCAGAACCUUUAGAAACUGGGACUGGAAGCAGCUAAUCUGGGAUUAUCUCUCUGGUUCCAGAGUUUAUGGUCAGGCACUCGGCCUCCUUAUUCUUUGCUCUGUUGCAGAAACUGCCAGAUGAUUUGUCUUUCUCCUCAUCGUGUCUCAUCCAUCCCAAAGUUCAGUUGAAGCUGCACUCAGCACUUUACUAGAAACGAUUCAUUUACUGGAGAAACUGAGUCGUUUCACUUCACCUCUUACUUCAGUGAAACCUUUGGAUUCUCCAACAAGCAGGAUUUUCCCAAAACUGCCUUCAGACGGAUUUAUGAUGAAAAACAUUCAUGAAGCAGAACGUCGAUGUUUCUUCCUGUUAAUCUGCAGGAUGAUUGGAGUAAAAACCAGAACGAGACAGACUGCUGCAAAGUUUUUAAUUUGGUUCAAACAGAUGAUUUACAGAACAGAACCGGGUCCAGAAACCACCAGAACAAACUUUACAGUACCGAGCAAAGUCCAAAAUCUCCCACCUAUACAAACAUUUCAAACCGUUUUAUGCAGGAAACUCGACGUGUUUCCCUUUGAGACGAGAACCAGAACAGAAACAUUCAGAUAAAUGAGUAAAACCUGACAUGCAGGAUCUGAGCCUCGUUAAAAACUCGUUAACGUUCAGAAGCAGAAACUUUUCACCAGUUACAGAAAUAAAGAAACAGGAACAUUUCAGCUGAACUGUUUACUAAGUGAUUAAAUGUUGUGGAUGAAUUAAA